This is a messenger RNA of Apodemus sylvaticus (European woodmouse), 4909 nucleotides long. It is a transcript of the gene Gsdme, whose product is annotated as gasdermin E. The transcript is spliced from 10 exons. Lineage: Eukaryota; Metazoa; Chordata; Mammalia; Rodentia; Muridae. The record is from RefSeq and is a predicted model, not a curated record. Bases 373 to 1917 code for a protein of 514 amino acids. Gene Ontology annotation, cellular component: cytoplasm. Gene Ontology annotation, biological process: programmed cell death.
GGAGAUGGAGAGCCAGAGUCCGACCCGGGCGGUUGGCAACUUCCCGGGUGGUUGGCAACCUCCCUGGUGUCCCCGGAAGGAAGACAGGCAGUGUCCGGUCAGAAGUAGCCUCUGGUGCUGCCUGGAUCUCCUAGACCAGCUCCCUUGAUUCUGCUACCAGGCUCCCUGGCUCCCGGGUUCAGCCCCGCCUCCGGGGCCAUCCCGCAGUUUGUGGAGCGGCUGAAGCUUCCAGGGGCAGGACGGAGCAAAGGUCCAGACCCUCCCUCCUCUUCUCCCUGGGUGUCCCGGGAGCGCGCGCGCGUGCCCGCGCGUUAAGGAACGAAGCGUGCAGGAGCGGGAGCGGCAACACGCGGGUAAUCUCAACCCGACAAAAUGUUUGCCAAAGCAACUCGGAAUUUUCUUAAAGAAGUUGAUGCUGGAGGAGACCUGAUUUCUGUCUCACACUUGAACGACUCUGACAAGCUGCAACUUCUAAGUCUGGUGACCAAAAAGAAGAGAUACUGGUGCUGGCAGAGACCCAAGUACCAGAUUUUAUCUGCCACCCUGGGAGAUGUUCUCACAGAAGGGCACCCUCUCAGUCCAGUGGUUGUGGAAUCAGACUUCGUGAAAUACGAAAGCAAGUGUGAGAACCAUAAGAGUGGGACGCUCGGGACCGUCGUGGGGAAGGUCAAGCUGAACAUUGGCGGCAGGGGUAUGGUGGAGAGCCACUCUUCGUUUGGAACCCUGAGGAAGCAGGAGGUGGACGUGCACCAGCUCAUCCAGGAUGCCAUCGGGAGAACAGUUAAUAUGGACAAUCUGGUGCUCCAGCAGGUGCUAGAGAGCAGGAAUGAGGUCCUGUGUGUGCUGACACAGAAGAUCGUGACCACGCAGAAGUGUGUGAUUUCUGAGCAUGUGCAGUCGGAGGAGACGUGCGGAGGCAUGGUGGGGAUCCAGACCAAGACUAUACAGGUGUCAGCAAUGGAGGAUGGGACGGUCACCACGGACACCAAUGUAGUGCUGGAGAUCCCCGCUGCUACCACCAUUGCCUACGGCAUCAUGGAGCUGUUUGUGAAACAGGACGGCCAGUUUGAAUUCUGCCUCCUCCAAGGGAAACAUGGUGGCUUCGAGCAUGAGAGGAAAGCAGACUCCAUCUACUUGGACCCCCUGGCCUACAGAGAGUUUGCCUUCCUGGACAUGCCGGAUGGGGGUCAAGGGAUCUCUUCCCAGGAUGGGCCACUGCGUGUUUUAAAACAAGCAACCCUGCACCUAGACAGGAGCUUCCAUCCCUUUGCGGUGUUACCUGCCCAGCAGCAGAUGGCGCUGUUCUGCAUCCUGCAGAAAAUCCUGUUUGAUGAAGAACUCCUUAGGGCCUUGGAGCAAGUGUGUGAUGACAUGGCUGGCGGCCUCUGGUCCUCACAGGCUAUAUUGGCAAUGGAGGAGCUGACAGGCAGUCAGCAGCAGGACCUCACAGCCUUCCUGCAGCUGGUGGGAUACAGGGUUCACGGAGAGCUCCCUGGCCCACGAGAUGAGGUCAUCAACCAGAAGCUCUUUGCAACAGCCCACUUCCUGGUCAGUGCACUAGCAGAAAUGCCUGAUAAUGCCACAGUUUUCCUGGGGACUUGCUGCAAACUCCAUGUUGUUUCUUCACUGUGCCAUCUGCUCCAUGCUCUUUCUGAUGACAGUGUGUGUGAUUUUCAAGACCCCACCUUGGCUCCUCUGAGAGACGCAGAGAGGUUUGGCAUCGUGCAGCGUUUGUUUGCCUCUGCCGACAUUGCCCUGGAGAGGAUGCAGUUUUCUGCGAAAGCCACCAUCCUGAAGGACUCUUGCGUCUUCCCGCUAAUUCUUCUUAUCACUCUAAGUGGGCUCUGCACUCUAAGCAAAGAGCACGGGGAACAACAUCUCUGUCAGUCAGAAGGACAUGCUACUGGCCAAGACUAGCUGAUUUCAGGAUUAAGAGAAUACUUUGGGGUUUUGGGUCCAAGCAGGUUAAGUCUGUCAGUGAAUCCCAGUGCACAUCAGGGGUGGAGUCCUUCCUUACUGUGAAUGGCUGCAAGCACUGUAAAUGGGUUAUUUUCAAUCAGAGGCCUACUGUGCCGACACCUGAGUUAUUGAAGGAAAAAUUACUUGUCACUUUAUUUUCUACUCAUGUCUUAUAUACAACACCAGAUGAGUCUCAGAUUUUACUGCAAAGUUCAUCUUAAGCUGUGACUGCUACAGGGAAGCAAUUUCCUUCCCAUCCUUCAGACAUGGUGUACCCUGCUGGGUGACUGGGAAACUAGAAAUGCUACUUGAGUAUAUAAAAUAAUUACAGUAAGAACAUCUAAUUUGAUCCACCUCAACAUGAGAAUUUAAAUAUAUUUCUCUUAUUUGACUUUGUUAUGCUUGGAUGAACAUACUAUGUCUGGGGCAAUUCCAGUGCAUUCUGGGAAUUUGUCACAUGUUGCAAUUUCUAUCAUAAGCAAUUCUGAACUAUGUGUAGUUGGCCGUUCAUUAAGUUUUUGAUGUCCUUCUGCUUUAGUAGCUUGGACAGUGUCCUCAAGCCUCCUGAUUCCCGAGAGCAUCUGUUACUACUGAUCAAACCCAAUGUCCCUGGGCAGCAGCAGCAGUGGGAUGCAUGUUAGCAUAUAGUUUUCACCUCCACUUCAAUAGUGUGGCAUCUUCAGAUUAUAAGGAAGAGUAAUAAUGAUAAAGUAAAUCAUCUCUAUUAAAAAUGAGAUUCAUCCUUAUGCACCUGCCGAUUACAGGCUUACAAAGUUACAAACCAGCAACACUGCUCAUGAACCAUGAAUUAGGAAGGAAACACAACACAUAUACUGUGCUGUGUUGGUGGUGCCUUAUCCUUUGCCUAUUUUUAACAUCAGGCAUGAAGAGCAAGCUAUGAACAGAACAUGUAAUAUGAAUCUAGAGGUGGAAAAACAUGUGUAUGGGGAUACAUGCCAAGAUUCAGAAGGAACCCAGCAGUGGCUCAACACAAUGCCCAGACCUGGAGACUGGUACGAAAGACAGAGAGCGCAUGUUCUGUCUCCAGCUUUGCAUUCUAGCUAGAAUUUUGUAUUACCUUCUCAUUAAGGAAGAAAAGAACCCUGAAAAUGGAUCAUGAGAUAGAAAACGAAUAGAAAAGGGACUGGGGAGCCUGUUUAGUGGAUGUGCUUGUUGUGCAAGCAUGAAAACCUACGCUGGGUCUCCAGCAUCCAUGGAGAGAGCGAAGUGUCAGGAUCACAUCUGCACGACCAGCAAACACAGGGCAAUGUGUGGGUUUGCUGGUUUACUAGAGAGCUUCAGCUGUAGUCAGAAAACCUGUCUGGAAAAAUAAAAAACCUGGAAAGCACAGAGGAAGAUACCUCUAGCCUCUAUGUGCGUAUGUGGACACACACAAAUAAUAAAAAUAAACCAUGCUCCUGGAAACAUCAGAAAGAUUCUAAAGUCUUUCUUUAGUAGCAUGUUCUUGAAUGUGAGGUAUGGAAUCCUAAAAACCAGCAUGGGAGAAUUACAAAGGGCUUCCAGAAAGGUUUUCGGCACACAAGGCCACAUUUUAAUGAGUCCCUGCCUUCUUCCUGCAGGCCCAGUGUCAAAUGCAAGCAACAGGUAUGCCUGAUGAAACACAUGGUUUCUCUUUCCGGGACACAUGGGAAGUGGCUACAGUGACUCAUGCUGUCUAAACAGUCUCUGUUUCUUGACUCUGUAUUUUAAUCUUCCCAAUUCUGAGAACCUUUGGCAGGACAGAAACAAAAGCAGAGGGAAGCCCUGCUGAAAAGCAGAGACUGGUGAAAAUUUAUUUAGGUGGAAUAAAACUACAUCAGGGACUUAAAAAAAAUCAUUUAAACCAAAGUUACUGUGAUAUCCUGCAGUUUUAUCUCUCUUAGCUCUACCUAUAAACAAAACACUUCAAAUUUCUCAACAGCAAAUAAAUAUUUCUUUAUAUACACAAAAGUAUUUUGCCAGGAAUGUGCAAUUUUACAAAUUGAACACUGCAAUAAUUUUAAGCUAUAUCUGGAAAUAUGGUCUAAGAUUUAUAUGAAUUUCUGAAAAACCAGCCCCUACUGUAUUAUAGGAAAUUAAGAGACACAAGGACAGCAUUGACAGGUCAGUCUCUUUGCAGACACUAGGAAUACUGAUACUUUGAAAGCAGGGAUGGUUAAUUUUUUACUUUGAAACCUUUUCAUCAAAAAGUUACUUGGCCAAUAAAGCAGCUUGGCCAAUUUUGACUUCUGUAAGCACAUGUCUUCUAUUGAAAACUCCUUACAGUCACUUCAGAGGGUGCUGUUUAAAGCUGAAGUAUGUGUUUCUGUUAGAUCCUAACAGGAGAGAAGAUGCGCAACAAUGAACUGGGUGGGUGGUGACAUUUCCCACAGCAAGUCAUUCACAUCAAAUGCUACUGUGGACAGUUUAAAGUAACUUGCAGAAAUUUUCACUUGAUGCUGAACAUUGUACUGACUAGCAUUAUGUCAACUUGACAUAGGCAUCUGAGGAGGUAACUCCAAUUAAGAAAAUGCCUCCAUAACCGUAAGCCUGUAGAGCAUUAUCUUACUGACUGACUGAUGGCGGAGGAUCCAGCCCUUUAUGGGCAGUUAUCCCCAGGCCUGUGGUCCAGGUUUCUAAAAGAAGGUAGGUUGAGCAAGUCAUGUAAUCAAGUUAGUGAGCAGCAGUCCUCCUCGGCCUCUGCAUCAGUUCCCGCCUCCAGGUUCCUGCCCUGUGUGAGUUCUUACCCUAACUAAUGAUGAACUGUGACAUGGCAAUGUAAGUCAAACUCUUCAGUACCAAGUUGCUUUGGUCAUGGUUGUUUCAUCACAGAAAUAGCAACUAUUGCUCAUUCUUUUGUAAAUCAGUGUUAUGGAAGAAACAGGAACCAGCAUCAGUUCUUUUAAGAUGAUAUACAGUGAAAUUUGCAUUUCAUGUUCAGAUGUGUAUGAAGUAAUGAACCAUGAAAUAA